Molecule: messenger RNA, 2155 nt
Organism: Tricharina praecox
Lineage: Eukaryota; Fungi; Ascomycota; Pezizomycetes; Pezizales; Pyronemataceae
Exons: 2
Coding region: 138-2039 (633 amino acids)
Biological process (GO): intracellular calcium ion homeostasis
Cellular component (GO): perinuclear region of cytoplasm
Source: RefSeq, a predicted model, not a curated record
ACUCCCCACCUCCCCACCAAUACCACCUCUCCCCACCAGCACCUAUCCCCACCGCGCACAAUCCGCGUCUUCACCAACCUCGACCCACCAACCCACGCAACCCGCGCACUCGAACCACCAUCCAUCCAUCCAGCGCGAUGACGACACCCACACACGCCAUCGCGAUCGCGCGCGCCUCUCUAGCCGCAAGCCUUCUACGCGCCGACCCCGCGGCCCUAACGCGCGACGAGAUCUCGCACUUCCACUCGCUGCUGUCGACAGCGCUGUCCGUAUGCUCGCCGGGGAAUAUUCAGGUCUGUAAACGAUGGAUUGUCAAGAAUGUCGCGUCUGAGGGAAGACGGGCGGGACUCGCGAAGUUCCUCGCGGCGCUGGCGACUGCGCUUGCGGAUUCGACGACGACGACCACGGUGACGGCGACGGGGGCGGAAGAGGUGGCGGGGGUGGCGGGGAAGAGCAGGCGGGAGAGCGCGCGGAGGAAACGGCUGCACCUCCUCUACCUCGUCAACGAUCUGCUGCACCACACGAAGUUCCUUGCGCCCGACGGCGGCGCGCUCAAGACUGCGCUUGAGGGCGUGCUGAAGGGCAUGUUUGUGGCCGCGACGUAUCCAAAGGCGGCGAAGCAGCUGGCGAGGCUGGAGCGGUUGCUGGAUAUAUGGGCGAGGAAGGGGUACUACUCGCCUGCAGUGCUGGUGGAGUGGCGGACGGCGGUGCGGGAUGUUGCGGCGGAGAAGGGGGGUGAGGGGUCCGCUGCUACUCCGGCGGCGGCGGCAGAACCGCAGUCGAAACAGAAGAUGCUGCUGCUGCCGCCGUUCCACGGCGACCCGUCGCUGCCGUUCUACGAUCUGCCGGCGGGGAACCUGCUUCCGCUGAUCACGCCGAACUCCACGGCGCCGAUCAACGCGCGCCUCGUCAAGCCGGUGCAGUUCGCGUCGAUCACGCCCGAGCCGAAGUUAGUGACUGCGGUGCAGGAUUUCCUAUCGUCGAUGGACGCGAUGUUUGCGGGCAAGGAGUCGGGCGACGAGCCGGAUGCCAUCGGCGGCUUCGGCGGCAUCGAUGGUGGGGGGUACUACGGUUGGAGCCGCGCGUUCUGUGAGCAGAUGCGGCAUAAGAAGAAGUCCGCGGCGGAGAAGGACCGUGGAAGGGGCCCGCUGAAGAAGGAGGAUGACCGUGGGAGAAGAACGUCGUUCUCGAGCGAUUACUCGUCGAGAUCUAGGUCGCGGAGACGCUCGAGAUCGGUGUCUUCCGACGGCCGGACAAGGGCGCGACGGGACCGGGAUCGAUCCCGCAGCCGCUCGCCACAGCGGGAGCGCGAGCACGAACCCACGGCGCCGCAGUACCACCGCGGCUUCGCGCAAACCUCAAUGCAAUCCGUGCAAUCCAGCAUCCUCCAGCCACCCCCGCAACAGCAACAACAACAAGCACCACCACCACCCCAUCCGCAGCAACAAUGGCUCCCCCAGCAACAGCAACAACAACUCUACACUUUCCAGCAGUCGCAGCAGACUGCGCACGCGGCCUUCGCGCAAGCCCCACCACCGCCGCCGCCGCCGCCGCAAGGCUGGAUCCCGCCGCCAUUCCAGGUCCCGCCCCACAUGCAGCAGACGUUUCAGCACUUCCUUGCGCAGAUGGGCGGUGGAAUGCAGCAGAUGGGAGGUAUACAGAAUAUUCAGCAGGCUAUGCAGCAGAUGGCCACGUUCCAGCAGCAGCAGCAGCAGCAGCAGUGGCCGCAACAGCAGCAGGGGUAUUCGCAACAGCAGAUGCAGCAACAGAUACAGCAAAUGGGGCAACAGCAAAUGGGACAGCUACAGCAGCAGGGGCUGCAGAGGUAUGGAGAUGGUGGAUAUGGUAUGCAGGGUCCUCCACAUCCGCCUCCGCAACUGCAGCAGCAGCAACUUCAGCAACAGCAAAUCCAACAGGAGAGGCCUAGUAGUAGUGGUGGUGCCGGUGCCGGUGCUGCCGCUGGUAACUCGGAAGGGUACGAGGAUUACAGGUCCAUCAAGGGACGGCAGAUUGGGACCAAGAGGGGGUGGAAGACGUAGUUACAUACUUGGUUACUUGGGUACUUUUGUGUUUUGUGCGUUAUGGUGCGUUCUACAUAUGUGUAUUGUGUGUAUUUUCUGGGAGUCAUGAAUUGGAUUGGAUUGCCCCCGCCCCG